This is a messenger RNA of Balearica regulorum gibbericeps (East African grey crowned-crane), 1812 nucleotides long. The record is from RefSeq and is a predicted model, not a curated record. NCBI's taxonomy places the organism in Eukaryota, Metazoa, Chordata, Aves, Gruiformes, Gruidae.
GGUGAAAAAUUUGGCCCCUUUGCAGGGGAGAAGCGAAUGCCGCAGGAACUGGAUGAGGACACAGACUGCAGGCUCAUGUGGGAAGUUCGUGGGAGUAAAGGUGAGGUCCUUUAUAUCCUGGAUGCAAGCAAUCCACGCCAUUCUAAUUGGCUGCGUUUUGUCCAUGAGGCUCCAUCACAGGAACAGAAGAACCUGGCAGCCAUUCAGGAAGGAGAAAAUAUUUUCUAUCUGGCUGUGGAAGAUAUUGAAACAGACACAGAACUUCUGAUUGGGUACUUGGACAGUGACAUGGAAGAAGAAGAGGAGGAAGAAGAAGAAGAAGUAACUGUUAUCCAGGAAGAUGAAAACAGUGGCAACAAUAAAGAGGUGCAACCAGCUGGUGAAAAAAUAGCAGAUCCCCUCACCUCUAAAGAGGACCAUGCAUGCCCAAACUGUGAAUCCAGUUUUGCCAGUCAGGAGAUACUAGCUGAACAUCUUCAGACUUUGCACCAAAAACCCAGCGAAGAAAAGGAAUUUAAGUGCCGAAACUGUGGAAAGAAAUUCCCUGUUAAACAAGCUCUACAAAGACAUGUACUUCAGUGCACAGAGAAUAUCAGCCCAGGAGACUCUUCAAGAAGUUUUCAGUGCUCUGUUUGCAAUACUUCCUUCAGCUCAGAAUCGAGUUAUGAACAGCACAAGGAGGCAUGCAGAGGGGAUGCCAGAUUCAUAUGCAAGGCAGACAGCUGUGGGAAGAGGUUCAAGAGUAAGGAUGCCCUGAAAAAACAUAAAGAAAAUGUUCACAGUGGAAAUUCUAGGAAGAAGCUGAUGUGUUCAGUGUGCAAUAAGAAAUGUUCCUCAGCGACAAAUCUCCAAGAGCAUCGAAAGGUCCAUGAGAUCUUUGAGUGUCAGGAAUGUGACAAGAAAUUUAUUUCAGCUAACCAGCUAAAACGCCAUAUGAUAACUCAUUCAGAAAAACGCCCCUACACCUGCGAGGUUUGCAAUAAGUCCUUCAAACGACUUGAUCAAGUGACUGCACACAAAAUAAUACACAGUGAAGAUAAACCUUAUAAAUGCAAGCUUUGUGGAAAGGGAUUUGCCCACAGAAAUGUUUACAAGAAUCACAAGAAGACCCAUUCUGAAGAGAGACCGUUCCAGUGUGAGGAAUGCAAAGCUUUGUUCCGAACCCCAUUCUCUCUACAAAGACAUCUGUUAAUCCACAACAGUGAGAGGACCUUCAAGUGUGAUCAUUGUGAUGCUACUUUCAAAAGAAAGGACACGUUAAAUGUUCAUAUUCAAGUUGUACAUGAUGGACAUAAGAAAUACAAGUGUGAUCUCUGUGACAAAGCUUUUGUGACACCCUCAGUCCUGAAGAGUCAUAAAAAAACUCACACAGGAGAAAAAGAGAAGAUUUGCCCAUAUUGCGGACAGAAGUUUGCGAGCAAUGGAACCCUGAGAGUUCAUAUUCGAAGCCAUACAGGUGAGCGUCCUUACCAGUGUCCUUACUGUGACAAAGCCUUCAGUAAGAAUGAUGGAUUGAAGAUGCAUAUUCGCACCCACACAAGGGAAAAGCCAUACCAGUGUUCAGAGUGUAACAAGGCUUUCAGUCAAAAGCGAGGCUUGGAUGAGCACAUGAGAACCCACACCGGAGAGAAGCCGUUUCAGUGUGAUGUUUGUGAUCUGUCCUUCAGCCUGAAGAAAAUGCUGAUCCGACACAAGCUGACUCACAACCCCAAUCGACCGAUGGCAGAAUGCCAGCUUUGCCACAAGAAGUUUACAAGAAAUGACUACCUCAAAGUGCACAUGGAAAAUGUACAUGGAGAAACCGACAGCUAA